CCUCUUGUAAGCGAAGAAGAAAAAUCCACGGUGACUCGCAUUCCACUCUUCAUAAUCGCUGCACCUGUCUGGUAUUUUCUCAUCCUGAAUUUCCAAACCUGCCUUCAAAGUCAAUGGCAUCUUGGUCUACCUUGCUUUUUCUGAACCCGCUCCCACGAUAUUUCUAACCACUAAUCCACUGCAAACACACAAAGCUUCCUUUCAUGAUGGGCAAAGCUUCACUAGAUCUCAGGAAUUGCCUUCUGCUGCUAUUGUGCAGCUCCAUGGGCUUAUGGGGUUUUGCUGAGUCGGAGGCUGAAGAUGACGUGAAAUGCCUCAAGGGCAUCCAAGAUUCGUUCCGUGGUCCGCUUUCAGCGUGGCAAUUCAACAACAACACCCCCGGAUUCAUUUGCCGAUUCACCGGCGUUACGUGCUGGAACGAGCAGCAGAAUCGCAUCAUCAAUCUGGUUCUCAAUGGUAUGGAGCUCUCCGGUCGCGUGCCGGAGUCCUUGAAGUACUGUGGUAAUCUGCAACGACUGGAUCUUGGGUCCAACGACCUUUAUGGUAACAUCCCCUAUGAGAUUUGUGUUUGGAUGAAGUAUUUAGUGAGCAUUGACUUGUCAGGAAAUCGUCUUUCUGGACCUAUUCCCCCUUCUCUCGGGAAUUGCUCGUAUUUGAAUGAGUUAAGCCUUUCCGGUAAUCAGCUUUCAGGUGUCAUCCCCGUCGAAAUUGGGAGCUUGAGUAGGCUUAGCAAGUUUACUGUUGCUAAUAAUCAUCUUCAGGGUGCGAUUCCUUCGUCUUUAAGUCGGUUUGAGAAGGAGGACUUUGAGGGGAAUAGUGGGCUUUGUGGGGAUCCUCUUGGAUCUAAGUGUGGAGGGUUGAGUAAGAAGAAUCUUGCCAUCAUCAUAGCUGCUGGGGUGUUUGGUGCAGCUGCUUCUUUGUUGUUGGCCUUUGGGCUCUGGUGGUGGUACCAUUUGAGAUUGAGUAAGAAGGGGUUUGGAGACGGAGCAAGUGAUAAUUGGGCUGUGAAAUUGAGGGGUUACAAGCUUGUGCAAGUCACUCUAUUCCAAAAACCUCUUGUGAAGGUUAAACUAGGCGAUUUGAUGGCGGCUACCAAUAAUUUCAAUGCAGAAAACAUUCUUAUUUCAACGAGAACAGGAACUACGUACAAAGCAGAUCUUCCUGAUGGGUCAACCCUUGCAGUCAAACGGCUCAACACGUGUAAAAUCUUGGAGAAGCUGUUUCGUGCGGAGAUGAAUAGGCUAGGGCUACUCAGGCACCCGAAUUUGGCACCGCUUUUGGGAUUCUGCGUAGUGGAAGAGGAAAAGCUUCUGGUUUACAAGUACAUGUCAAAUGGAACUCUCUACUCCUUGUUGCACAAAAACGGCAGUGCAUUGGACUGGCCCAUGAGAUUCAGAAUAGGCUUGGGGGCAGCUAGGGGUCUUGCCUGGCUGCAUCAUGGCUGCCAUCCUCCUAUUAUACACCAAAAUAUCUGUUCCAAUGUGAUUCUUGUUGAUGAAGAUUUUGAUGCUCGUUUGAUGGACUCUGGACUUGCCCGGCUUAUGAUAUCUGAAGCUGAAGGGAGUAGUUUUGUGAGUGGAGACGUGGGAGAACUUGGCUAUAUAGCUCCAGAAUAUCCAAGCACCAUGGUGCCUUCACCAAAAGGAGAUGUGUAUGGAUUUGGGGUUGUGCUUUUGGAGCUGGUUACUGGGCAGAAGCCUCUUGAAGUCAGCAUUAGAGAGGAAGAAGUUAAGGGUAAUUUAGUGAAUUGGGUGAAUAUGCUUUCUAAUUCAGGUCGCAUAAAAGAUUGCAUUGACCAGGCCAUAAGCGGAAAGGGACAUGAUGAGGAGAUUUUGCAGUUCCUGAGGAUUGCAUGUAACUGUGUGGUUUCUCAUCCUAAGGAUAGGUUGUCUAUGUUCCAGGUUUAUCAUUCGUUAAAGAGUCUGUCUAGGGACGAAAGUUUUUCGGAGCAUGAUGAUGAAUUUCCACUGAUCUUCGGGAAACCGAAUGAUGAACAAACCUAGUCAGGUUGAGAAUGGCAUUUCCGCUCUGAUUUCCAGUUAUGGAAGUAUUCAGAAUGGUCCUUAUCUAUGCGGCUUGAUCAUUUCCAACAGCGGACCUAAAGGUACAGUUGUAUGAGACAAUAAACUUUAUGGUAGCUUAGGUUCUUGUGUUUCGUAAUAUCCAUUUGUUUAACUGCUAUUAAGGAUGCAACCCCAAAUUUGUUCUAUGAUAUUUGGAAUAUGCUUCUUGCUUGUAUCCUCAAUAUGUCCAAGGCUUUAAAGAUGCAAAAUGGUACUCUAGUUUGUGUUCUGUAUAGAUCUAUAAUUAGGAUGAUGCGAAGCAAUUACUAUCUAUAGAAAGAAAAGUAUGGCCACGUCUUCUGUGAA
Messenger RNA from Prosopis cineraria, 2369 nucleotides. RefSeq names its product inactive LRR receptor-like serine/threonine-protein kinase BIR2. Gene Ontology annotation, biological process: protein phosphorylation. The transcript has a single exon. Gene Ontology annotation, molecular function: receptor serine/threonine kinase binding; protein kinase activity; ATP binding. The record is from RefSeq and is a predicted model, not a curated record. The coding region runs from base 204 to 2003 and encodes 599 amino acids. Lineage: Eukaryota; Viridiplantae; Streptophyta; Magnoliopsida; Fabales; Fabaceae.